Molecule: messenger RNA, 915 nt
Organism: Ordospora colligata OC4
Lineage: Eukaryota; Fungi; Microsporidia; Ordosporidae
Exons: 1
Coding region: 1-915 (304 amino acids)
Source: RefSeq, a predicted model, not a curated record
AUGAGAUGUUUAGAGGAUGAGGUUCAUAGGAGAUGGAAUACUUUUAUUAAUGGAAAAUGGAGUAGUAUGAGGAAAAGAGUCGAUGUAGCAAAUGUGAUGGAGAUGGUUUUGAAGCUUGGAAACAAGUGCAGUAUUGAAGAAUGCAGUUUGGCGCUCAGGGAAGUGGUUAGGAUGUAUAUCAAGGAUGUGAGACAACAAUUGGAGAGAGUUGGAAUGCUGUUGAGUAUGAUGGAUACCAAAAAGCAGAUUAGAAGGAUAGUACCUGGAAAGAAGAACCGGAAUAUGCUACCGAUGGAAGAUGAGUAUGUGACGACAAUGUGUGAUUUUGAGGCUGAUAUUGAAUGGAAUGGCGAGAGUUUGAUGUUUAGCAGCAAUGAGGCGUAUGAGGAGCGUGUUGAGAGUGGAAUAGAAUGGAAACCGAAGAAAAGAGCCAUUGACAUUGAAACAGAGCUUGACUUGAGUGAUUGGUAUGGCAGAAGUACCAUAGGAACAAAGAUACCGCUUGAAGUGGACAUGAGGAUGUUUGGAGGACGAGAUGUGUUUGUUGUGAAUGAGAUGAUGAGGAUGGUGUGUGAAAGACAGGUACUUGAGAUUGAGGAGAGUGAAGCACCGAUGUUGAGCUCGGCAACGUUGAGUUCAAUUGAGCAAAUGCGUAACUCAUCGACGCUAACGGCUGAGCAAAUGAGAGGCUCAUCAACUGUUUUUGAAGUGAGCGAAUCUGAGGUGGAAGCAGAGAGCGAAUGGCUUUCACUUUUUGCAUCUGGAGCUGAUUUCAAUAGCCAUGUGAGUGAAUGGAAUAACAGGAUGAAGGCAAGGAUGUUUUUGAAGAUACUUGAGUUGAGCAGUGAAGGGAUAAUUAGACCAGUGCAGGAAACUCCGUACGGAAGGAUUAUACUUGAUAGGUGUUGGAUGUAG